Molecule: messenger RNA, 654 nt
Organism: Diabrotica balteata
Lineage: Eukaryota; Metazoa; Arthropoda; Insecta; Coleoptera; Chrysomelidae
Source: the annotation of a GenBank genome assembly
AUGGUUAAAAACACAGAAACACCUUCCAGAAGUACCAAGUCUUUUCUCUGUAUACCUACUCUCACACCAACAUUACAUCGAUUAACUGUAAUUCAAUAUCACGACGUAGAUGCAACCGACAACGAUGUGAAAGGAAUAUUUAGUAUGUUUCUCAGAGUUUUCCAUGAAAUUAGGAUGCACGAAGAUUUAGCCAUGGGAGAAAUAUACAUAAUAGAUCUUGAACGUAUUAAAUUUUCAGUUAUUUCACGGCUAACCCCUAUAUUGUUUAAAAAAGUGGGAUUUGUUUUGGAGAAAAUACACAGCUCCCGCAUGCACGCCUUGUAUUUUUACAAAGCUCCUACAGUUUUUCAUAGUGCCUUACUUUUGUUUAAGUCUUUUUUGCCCAAGAAGCUAUCUGACAGGGUCCACAGUUAUCAAACAUUGGAUGAAAUAAAAAAGCAUGUACCUGUGGAACUUCUUCCUUGUGACUAUGGUGGCCAACAAAAAUCUAUUAAAGAGCUGCAGAGUCUAUGGAAACAAAAAAUUUUUGAAUAUAAAAAUAGAUUUGAUUUACUAGAAACUAUGAAAGUAGACGAAUCACUGCGACCAGACAAGCUAAAAAAUGAUGAGAUUUUAGGAUAUUAUGGCAAUUUCAAAAAAAUAGACACAGAUUAA